Messenger RNA from Rotaria socialis, 765 nucleotides. NCBI's taxonomy places the organism in Eukaryota, Metazoa, Rotifera, Eurotatoria, Philodinida, Philodinidae. The record is from the annotation of a GenBank genome assembly.
AUGGGUAUGAUUAAUUCGAAAUCAAAAUAUAUUACUUGCUCAAAUAAAUCGGACAUAAAAUGUAGUUACCGAUUUCCAACAAUUUUUCAUUCGGGAUCAUUAAUAUCAUUACGAAAUAGAAAAUUAAAAUAUAUUGAUUUCGAGCUUUACAACCGACAACGUUUUUGUAUGAAGAAAAAAGUUCUUAUUUUGGGCUUGGAUGGUGUAGGAAAAACAGAUUUAUUUAAUCGAUUGAUAUGUCCUACUAAUCAAUUGCCAAAAUUACAUUCAUUGUCCCAACCAACUGUGGGAUAUAAUGUUGAAACAAUAAAAGUUUAUAGUCGUCAUUUCUAUCUUCGCCGUUGUCACAAAAUUACAAUAUGGGAUUGUGGUGGUCAACCUUCUCUUCGAUCAUUAUGGCCUUAUCAUUUUUCGAAUACUUCUCUUCUUCUUUGGUUAAUAAAUGCACAUGAUCGCUCAAGAUUAGAUAUUAAUCUUGAUUUACUUUCACAAACUCUUAAAAAUCGAUUACUUGAUCGAGUUCCAGUUCUUAUUGUUGUAUAUCAAACAUCGGUUGUUUUACAAAAUCAAAAAAAAAUCUUCAAUGAAAAUCAUAAUGAAAAUUUAUUAACUAACCUAGAAGUAGCUUAUCGCUUUUUAAUUACACUUUCAACUUAUCGCGCAAAUACAUUCAAAUGGCAAGUUAUUAGUAUCAAUUUGAAUGAUAAUUCAAAUGAGGAUCUUAAAAGAGUUCAACAAUCGUUUAAAGAAUUAAUGGAAUUAUGA